Molecule: messenger RNA, 1528 nt
Organism: Paramecium sonneborni
Lineage: Eukaryota; Ciliophora; Oligohymenophorea; Peniculida; Parameciidae
Source: the annotation of a GenBank genome assembly
AUGAAAGUGAUGAAUCAGUAACAAAAAUUUGAAUCUUAAUUAAUUACAAAAGAUCUUCAAAUUUAAAUCAAAAAUAAAAAUAGUAAGCUAACUAUCAGUGAUGAAGACUUAUAUUUUUAAAAUAAGAAAGAUAAUUUUGUCAAAAAGUAACACUACUAUUUGUACAAUUAAUACCUUGUAAAGAGAAAGAAGUUUAUUGAUUUUGAGAAUUCCUAGAUAAGUAUGGAUGAAACUAAGAAAGACGAAACAAUUAUUUGUUUAAUUUUAUUAGAAAAGGAAGGAAAUAAGUUUUAUAUAUGUGGUAAAAAGGAUUCAUUAAACAAAUGGUUUGAACAUUUAAAACGCUAUACAAUUUAAAGGAAUUUCAAAGUACAGUUUAGAAAAUGCGAAUUGCUUGGAAGAGGUUCAUAAGCAAAAGUUUAUAAAAUAAUAAAUAUCAAGACAGGAUAGAUAUUUGCCACAAAAUAAUAUGACAAGAAGAAAAUAAAUGAAAACUCUUUGGUAUUAUAAUUAAAUAUUAAUAUAGUCUCAUUUGCUUUAGGAAUUAUCUAUUUUGAGGCAAUUGAAUCAUGAUGGAAUUACAAAAAUCUAUGAAGUUUUUGAAAAUAAAAAGAAGAUAUAUAUAAUAUUAGAAUGUUUAAAUGGUGGUGAAUUAUUAGAAUAAAUAAGAUUACCAACAUACAAAUAUAAUGAAUAAUUUGUUAUGGAUUUUGCAUCAAAUAUUUUAAAAAUUAUUGAUUAUGUUCAUUCAAAAGACAUCAUGCAUAGAGAUUUAAAACCAGAAAAUUUAAUUUUAAAGGAUUCAAAUAACUAUAGUGAUUUUGCAAUAGCGGAUUUUGGAUUGGCAGAAUUUUAUAAAGAUGAUGUUGAAUAUUUAGAAAAAUGUGGUACUAUUGGUUAUAUAGCACCAGAAGUUUUGAGAAAUAAACCUUACAAUAAAAAAAUUGAUAUAUAUUCUAUUGGAGUAAUUGUAUAUACAUUGUUUACUGGUGCUUUACCAUUUGAAGGUAAUUCUACUCUAGAAGUUUACUAAAAUAACUUAUAAGCAAAAAUAAAUUUACAAUAAUUAAAUUAAUUGAAUAUAACAUUGAAGGCAAAAUAAUUUGUUAUAAGUUUAUUGAAUGAAGAUCCAGAUUAAAGACCCAAUGCUAAAGAGGCUUUAAAAAAUGAAUGGUUUUAAUUACCACCAAGUUUAACUAAUAAUUUAAUAAUAUCAACAAUGGAUAAUUUAUCAUUACACAAAAAACAUUAAAAGUUUUUGAGUAUAAAAUGUACAUCACCACUUUGGCAUAAAUCAAAAAUGAAGGACUGUUUUUUAGGAGAAGAUAAUGAUUCUUAAUUUAGAAAUAAAUUUUAAAGUAUUAGAGAUAGUAUUGUUGAUAAUGAAGAUGAGGAUACAGAUAUGAUGGAUGAGUUAGAAGGUAAAAUUAACUUAAUUUAAAUAUCUGCACAAUAAUGUGAAAAAUAUUAUUUUUCAAAUAGUAAAAUAAGAAUAUUAAAUGAGAAAAGGGAUUAAGGUUUAUUGUGA